Molecule: messenger RNA, 1164 nt
Organism: Venturia canescens
Lineage: Eukaryota; Metazoa; Arthropoda; Insecta; Hymenoptera; Ichneumonidae
Product: zinc finger MYM-type protein 1-like
Exons: 2
Coding region: 1-1164 (387 amino acids)
Source: RefSeq, a predicted model, not a curated record
AUGAUGGAAUGUGAAGAAGAUAAGUCCAAGGAUACGGGCAUGAACAAUGCUAUUACACGUGAAGACGAUCCAUUAAACACGGCAGUCAAUAUAAAGGCAAUGAGUGAUGUUUCGCGCUGGAAUAUACCUCUCCCAGACAGUCUCCGUAUAGAAAUCAUCAAAAAAGGAAGCAAUUGUUUUCAAAAUAAAGAUGGACCUUUUGGCAUCGUAGUUAGACAAGGUCCAAAGACAAAAGGUGGUAUCCGAAACCUUUCAAAAGAAUGGUUUUAUAAGGAGAUGCCUAGUGGUGAAAAGAUUUUACGGUCAUGGAUGGUUUACUCCCCUCGCACUAACAACUUAUAUUGUUUUUGUUGUCGUAUGUUUGCUACAAGUAGCACAGAUGCGAUUACAUUCGUAUCUGGGUUUCAAAAAUGGUGGAAACUAAACCCUAAAGUGAUGGAACACGAAGUCACAACCGAGCAUCUAGAAAAUCUUGAAAAAUGGAAGACUUUAGAAACGAGAUUGAGGCUCCAUAAAACAAUUGACCAUGCCACCCUUCAGAUGAUGGAUGCUGAAAAAAAGAAAUGGAGAGGUCUUUUGGUUAGAUUAUUAGAUAUUACGCUAUUUUUAGCUAAACAAAACCUGGCAUUUCGCGGUCAUGAAGAAGGUGAUACUUCAAUGAACAAAGGCAACUUCCUUGAACUGGUCCAACUGCUAUCAAAAUAUGACGCAGUUUUAAAAGAACACCUCUUGAGCUUGGAACAUAGUCCGUUUCCGAAAGUAUCAUAUUUGUCGCCAGAGAUACAAAAUGAAUUUAUCAGUGUUCUUUCAAACCACGUGAAAUGUACACUUAUUGAGGAAAUCAAAUCGGCUAGAUAUUUUGGUAUGAUUUUUGACAGUACACCAGAUGUUUCACAUACAGAUCAAAUGUCUCAAGUAAUCCGUUUUGUGAAAAUUGAUAAUAGAAAAGUGGAAGUUAAAGAAGUAUUUUUAGGAUUCUUCCCUUUGAAAGGAAAAAAAGCUGCCGAUCUCAGUGAUGAGAUUCUUCAGAAGCUUGAAAGUGAUGGCUUAGACAUCAUGUUGUGUCGCUCUCAAGGCUACGAUAACGCAGCUACUAUGAGCGGUGUACACGGCGGAGUCCAAACUAUUAUCAAAUCAAAAAACAGAAAAGCUGUUUUUUUUUAG